GCGCAUGUAGGAUCGGAAUUCGAUUCCGAUAUUGCAGUGUUUGCCUUCCUUGAAUCAACUUUGCCAGCAGAAUUGUUAAGUUAAAGUGAAGAAAAAUGGCCGAGCAACCCUACGGGAACGUCCCGCUCUUUCGAGAGUUGACGGCAGAGGACAUGGGGGAUUUGGAAGCUACAGAAAUCGAAAGCCUUUGCUUUAAUUGUCAGGAACAGGGCAUGACAAGACUGCUGUUGACCAAGAUCCCAUUUUUCCGGGAGAUCGUCGUGAUGUCAUUUUCCUGUUCCCACUGCGGCCAUUCCAACAAUGACAUCCAGCCCGCUGGCAGGAUACAGCAAAAAGGCUGUCGGAUCAGCGUCCAAAUUAAGACUCGCAAGGACUUCAACAGACAAGUUGUGAAGGCAGACACGGCCUCCUUAAGAAUUCCAGAGUUGGAGUUUGAAGUUCCUUGUGGAUCCCAAAAAGGCUCUUUUACCACAGUGGAGGGAGUAAUAAGCAGAGCGAUUGAGGGACUGGAACAAGAACAGCCAAUUCGCAAGGCAAUGUAUCCGGAGGUGGCUGCACAGAUUGACGAGUUCAUCACCAAACUCAAGAACCUUGAACCGCCAUUCCACCUGAUCCUGGAUGACCCAGCAGGAAACAGCUUCAUUGAGAACCCCAACGCUCCCGAGACGGACCCUGAUAUGACCAUCAACAUGUACGUCAGGACCAGAGACCAGAACAAAGGCCUAGGACUCGCGGUUGAAGAGGAGACAGAUGCUGUGCAUGAGGAGGAGGAGGCGGAGGGGGAGGGACAAGGGGAAGGGGAGGAGCCAGCUGAAGCAUCUGACUCAUCAGAGCCAACUAACGUUACAGAUGAGGUAUUAGAGUUUGCCGUAACCUGCUCCAACUGCAACAUGCCCACCAAGUCCAGAAUGAAACUUGUCAAAAUCCCAUACUUCAAGGAAGUCAUCCUCAUGGCCUCAAACUGCGACUCCUGCGGUUACAAGGACUCAGAGGUCAAAUCCGGGGCGGGCAUUGAGCCCAAAGGGAGGCGGAUAACUUUGAAGAUGACCGACUCAGCCAUGGAUCUGAACAGAGACGUUUUGAAGUCUGACACAUCGAGAUUCCUAAUUCCCGACCUCAACUUUGAGCUGAUGAUGGGCACCCUGGGGGGCAAGUUUACGACACUAGAGGGCCUCCUAACGGACGUCAGGAAUCAGCUCAUGCGUCCGUACUCCAUGGUGCAGGGCCAGGACAGCGCCCCCCAGGGGUCCGGGACUAAGCUCAAGGAGUUCAUUGACAAGAUUGAUGAGAUCAUAUCCGGUGACCUGCUUGUGUCAGUGGUCCUAGAUGACCCUGCAGGAAACUGCUACAUUCAGAAUGUCUACGCUCCAGACAAAGACCCCGAGUUGACAGUUGAGGAAUAUGAGAGAAGUGAGGAGCAAAACGAUGACUUGGGUAUACUCAACAUGAAAACAGAGAACUACAGAGAAGAUGAAGCAUCGUAACAUCAACAGAUCAACGGUUAAUUAUUUGCAUAAUGUACAUAUUCAUGAAUCCAAUUUACAUUGUGUCUACGCUCCAGACAAAGACCCGAGUUAACAGUUGAGGAAUAUGAGAGAAGUGAGGAGCAAAAGGUGAUGACUUGGGUAUACUCAACGUAAAAACUGAGAACUACAGAGAUGACAAAGCAUCGUGAUGUCACCAACAGAUCAUUGAUUAAUCAUUAACAUAAUUUACAUAAUCAUGAAUUCAGUUUUACAUAAACAUGUAUACGUGUACAAAGGGUAUACAUAUUAUUAACCGAUUUGUCCCUGUACAACACCAAACUGCUUAGUGUAGUACGUUGUGCAUUGUAAUACAAGUGUUAGGGGGUUAUCAAUGCCCAGUAUUCAUCACUGAAAGCUUAUGUAAUGUCUUAACCCUGCGCG
Molecule: messenger RNA, 1907 nt
Organism: Patiria miniata (bat star)
Lineage: Eukaryota; Metazoa; Echinodermata; Asteroidea; Valvatida; Asterinidae
Gene: zpr1
Product: zinc finger protein ZPR1-like
Exons: 11
Coding region: 96-1484 (462 amino acids)
Cellular component (GO): nucleus; cytoplasm
Molecular function (GO): zinc ion binding
Source: RefSeq, a predicted model, not a curated record